Molecule: messenger RNA, 2386 nt
Organism: Nerophis ophidion (straightnose pipefish)
Lineage: Eukaryota; Metazoa; Chordata; Actinopteri; Syngnathiformes; Syngnathidae
Product: cytosolic phospholipase A2-like
Exons: 18
Coding region: 1-2283 (760 amino acids)
Biological process (GO): glycerophospholipid catabolic process
Cellular component (GO): endoplasmic reticulum; Golgi apparatus; nucleus
Molecular function (GO): calcium ion binding; calcium-dependent phospholipid binding
Source: RefSeq, a predicted model, not a curated record
AUGGUGCCAGUUGAAAAGCCCCUGGUGAGACUAAUUAUUUCUCUAUUUCAGGUGGAACAACAAUUUUCUCACAAAUUCACUGUGACUGUCGUCCGAGCUGAGAGCGUCACCAAGGGAGCACUGGGAGACUUGUUGGACACACCAGACCCGUACGUGGAGCUUUUAAUCCCGACAGCCCCAGAGAGCAGAAAAAAGACCAGACACAUAGACAACAACAUCAAUCCAAAAUGGGAAGAAACCUUUCACUUCAUACUAGACCCCAACCUGCAGAACGUUUUGAAGAUAACGUUAAUGGACGCCAAUUAUGUGAUGGACGAGACCCUUGGGACCACUUCCUUUGACAUCGCCAAGCUCAAAGUGGGCCAGAAAAGGAUGGAGACCUUCCUUAUUGGCAAAACAACCAAGGUCUACUUAGAGAUGUUUCUGGAGAUCUGUACCAAGUUGGAUCUACGAUUCAGCCUUGCUCUGUGUGACAACGAAAAGCAGUUCCGGCAGACCCGCCGAGAACGAGUGAUGCUGGGAAUCAAGAAGUUGCUUGACAUGGAAAAGCCGCGUUUCCUUCCUAGCUCACCAGAAGAGGUACCAGUGAUCGCCAUCUCGGGUUCAGGAGGUGGCUUUCGUGCCAUGGUCGGCUACUCGGGUGUGAUGAAAGCCCUCUUUGAGUCUGGAGUCCUGGAUUGUGCAACCUAUAUUGCUGGUCUCUCUGGAUCCACCUGGUACAUGUCCGCUCUGUACUCCCACCCAGAGUUUCCAAAUAAGGGCCCAAAUGAGAUCAACAAGGAGCUCAUGAACCGAGUCAGCAGUAAUCCAUUGAGGCUGUUGCUGCCACAACAUAUAACCAAUUACAUCCAGGCUCUGUGGACCAAGAAGGCCUUGGGACAGCCUGUUACCUUCACCGAUAUAUUUGGUAUGCUCAUCGGAGAGACGCUUGUACCUUCGAGGAUGGACAUCAAGCUGAGUGACAUCAAGGAGAAAAUCAGUCAGGCUCAGUGUCCUCUUCCUCUCUUCACUUGUCUGCAUGUCAAGCCAGAUGUUUCGGAGCUCAUGUUUGCAGACUGGGUGGAGUUCAGCCCUUAUGAAAUUGGAAUGGCAAAGUACGGCACUUUCAUGACGCCUGACUUGUUUGGAAGCAAGUUCUUCAUGGGGACUGUCGUCAAGAAAUAUGAGGAAAACCCUCUUCACUUUUUAAUGGGUGUGUGGGGAAGCGCCUUCUCUAUUCUUUUUAACCGAGUGCUGGGCGUCAAAGACACACCUGGAGGCUGCACAAUGGAGGAAGAGUUAGAGCAGAUUAAACCACAGCACAUUGUUGGAGAAGACAGUAUGGACAACGAGGAUGAACCCCGCAAAGUCGGCACAGAGAACCAAGAGGCUGAGGAUGAGUAUCAUCGCACUGCUCAGGCCAGCUGGGUACAAAGGAUGUUCACAUCGCUCUUCAGCGACUCAGCCCUGUUUAACACCAGAGAGGGCCGUGCUGGCAAGGUGCAUAACUUCAUGUUGGGCCUGAACCUGAACACCAGCAUGCCUUUCUCUCCUGUCAGUGGGGUCAUCUGCCAUGCACUUACACCAGAGGAGGAGGUAGACGCUGUGACAGACCCUGACGAGUUUGACCGCAUUUAUGAACCUCUGGAUGUGAAGAGUAAGAAGAUCCAUGUGGUGGACAGCGGCCUCACCUACAACCUCCCAUACCCUCUCCUCUUGCGGCCCCAACGCACCGUCGACCUCAUCAUCUCCUUUGAUUUCUCUGCACGACCCAGUGACUCCAGCCCGCCAUUCAAGGAGCUCUUGUUGGCGGAAAAAUGGGCUCGUAUGAACAAGCUUCCAUUCCCCAAAAUUGAUCCGAAAGUCUUCGACCGAGAGGGCCUGAAGGAAUGCUACGUGUUCAAACCCAAAAAAGGCGAAAAGAACUGCCCAACUGUCAUCCACUUUGUUCUGGUCAACAUCAACUUCAGGGAGUUUAAAGCGCCUGGUGUUCCAAGAGAGACAGAGAAGGACAAAGAGUUUGCAGACUUCGACAUCUUUGACGACCCCGAGUCUCCAUUCUCCACCUUCAACUUCCAGUACUCCAACGAGGCAUUCACUCGACUCCAUGACCUCAUGGAAUUCAACACCCUCAACAACUUGGAGGUGAUUAAAGAGGCCAUCAAAGAUCGCAUCGUGUUACGGAAAGAGAACCCUUCCUCCCUCACUUUGCCCUUCUACCUCAGCGAUAUCCCCAAGAAGAGGUUUCUCAAAAGGAAUCCUCACCUUAAACCCUGGAAUCACCAUGACAACAAUGACCAGUAGUCGCCUGCUUUUGAAUGUACACUUUCGGCAUUAUCUUUUUGGAAAUGAUCAGAUGUGUCUGUUUCAUCACAUUAGAUAAAAAGUGAUUUUGUAGUCUCAGAAA